Molecule: messenger RNA, 1627 nt
Organism: Stegastes partitus (bicolor damselfish)
Lineage: Eukaryota; Metazoa; Chordata; Actinopteri; Pomacentridae
Product: gelsolin-like
Exons: 13
Coding region: 1-1557 (518 amino acids)
Biological process (GO): barbed-end actin filament capping; actin filament severing; cell projection assembly
Cellular component (GO): cytoplasm; actin cytoskeleton
Molecular function (GO): phosphatidylinositol-4,5-bisphosphate binding; actin filament binding
Source: RefSeq, a predicted model, not a curated record
AUGCUGAUGCUAAAGGUAAUGCUGAUGCUAAAGCUGAUGCNCGGGGGAAAGCCGGAGCUUCCUGAGUCUCAAUGUGAUGACACUAAGAUGGAUGCCGCAAACAGGAAGGUGGCUCGUCUCUACAAGGUGUCUAAUGCAGGUGGGGACAUGGAGGUUACCAUGGUAGCAGAACAGAGCCCCUUCUCCCAGGACCAUCUGCAUUCCAGCGAGUGUUUCAUCCUCGACAGUGGAGCCAGUGGACACAUCUUCAUCUGGAAAGGUAAGGAUGCUAACACUGAGGAGCGUAAUGCCGUCCUGCAGAAUGCAGAGAAGUUCAUCUGCCAGAUGAACUACCCACCAUACACACAGGUCCAGGUCCUCCCUGAAUCCGGGGAAACGCCGCUCUUCAAGCAGUUCUUUAAGGACUGGAAGGACCCUGAGGACACCGUUGGCAUGGGAACAGCCUACGUGUCCAAUCAGAUCGCAAAGAUAGAGAAGGUGCCGUUCGAUGUGUCAGAGCUCCACCAAUCAGAUUGCAUGGCAGCGCAGUACGGCAUGGUGGACGACGGAGAGGGUGACAAACAGAUCUGGCGUAUUGAAGAAUCUGAUAAGGUUCUGGUGGAUCCAGCGGUCUUUGGUCAGUUCUACGGAGGGGACAGUUACAUAAUCCAGUAUCAGUACCACCACAGCGGCCGACAGGGUCAUGUGAUCUACAUAUGGCAGGGGGCGGAGUCUAGCCAGGAUGAGGUUGGGGCGUCAGCCAUCUUGGCCAUCAAGCUAGAUGAGGAACUGGGAGGCGGCGCUGUUCAGGUGAGAGUGGUUCAGGGGAAAGAGCCUGCCCACCUCAUGAGCCUGUUUGGUGGGCAACCAAUGGUGGUGCACAAGGGCGGGACAUCCAGAGAGAACGGCCAAUCACAGGUGGCAGAUACCCGCCUGUUCCAUGUCCGAGCCAAUCCAGCAGGACACACCAGAGCUGUUGAGGUGGAUCCAUCCUCCUCCAGUCUGAACUCCAGUGAUGUCUUCGUCUUGGUCGCCCCCUCUGGAUCCUGGAUGUGGAAGGGGAGAAGGAGUGGCUCGGCUGAAGUCCAGGGAGCUGAACACCUGGCCAGCAUCCUGCAGGUGACCCCCGCCCAGGUGGAGGAGGGUGAAGAGGAAGGUGCAUUCUGGGAUGCAGUGGGAGGGCAGGAGGACUACUGCCGGGCUCCCCGGCUGAACAACAUGGAGGCUCAUCCUCCCCGGCUGUUCGCCUGCUCCAACAAAACCGGAAACUUCCUGAUGGAGGAGGUUCCAGGUGAGCUGACGCAGGAUGACCUCGCUCCUGAUGAUGUCAUGAUCCUGGAUACCUGGGACCAGGUGUUUGUUUGGAUUGGGAAUGAGGCCCAUGAGGAGGAGAAGGCAGAGGCUGUGAAAUCAGCUGUGCGCUACAUCGAGAGCGACCCAGCAGACAGAGACCCGCGAACCCCGAUCGUGACAGUGAAACAGGGGUUUGAACCGCCGACCUUCACCGGCUGGUUUCUGGGCUGGAACCACGAGUACUGGACUGAUGACCCACUGGACCGCUUCCGCCAGAGCCUGUGAUGUUACUGGAUGUUGAAAUAAAAGUCUGACUGCCUCAAUAAAUAAAAGCUGUGUGUUGUUGCCGAGGAAA